This is a messenger RNA of Oncorhynchus nerka (sockeye salmon), 1106 nucleotides long. Its product is annotated as interferon alpha-inducible protein 27-like protein 2A. Lineage: Eukaryota; Metazoa; Chordata; Actinopteri; Salmoniformes; Salmonidae. The record is from RefSeq and is a predicted model, not a curated record. The transcript has 6 exons. The coding region runs from base 223 to 528 and encodes 101 amino acids. Gene Ontology annotation, cellular component: mitochondrion; membrane. Gene Ontology annotation, biological process: apoptotic signaling pathway.
GCCGCCAUCACUCUAACGUCCUUCCUCAAGCGGCCUCUGCGCUCCGACGCCCUGGCGAUCUCCUCAGACAGAACCCCCGACGUCCAUUCACACGCACCUCCUUGGCCAUAAGGUGCCUUUUUCCACCAGGAGCAACGCCUCUCUCGCAGAUUAAAAACAAUAAAUGAUCAAUGCCUACCACUGAACAACGCCUAAAACGGGAAGUUAUUUGAAUCCAAGAAAAUGGUGUCUGUAUCUGUGAUUGCCAUGGCAGUUGGAACAGGUACGGCGGCAGUGCUCAUUGCCCCUGUUGCUUUGGGAGCGAUGGGAUUCGGUGCUGCUGGGGUUGCAGCUGGAUCAACCGCAGCAGGCAUGAUGUCUUCUGCAGCCGUGGCCAAUGGAGGUGGGGUAGCAACAGGGAGUCUUGUUGCUGCUCUACAGUCAGCAGGAGCUGCAGGACUCACCGGUGUGGCCACAGCUGUUGUGGGAAGUGUCGGCGCGGCAGCCGGUGGAGCGGUGGGGUGGGUGUCCUCUAAGUUCAGGGGGUGACCUCAAUAUUCAGCCGUAUUGACGCUGGGGUCUCAUCCUCGCUAUGAUUACAUUGAUAAUAAAAUUGAUUAUACUUCAAAUGUGUCUUUGUCCCGUACUGUAUGUGCUGAGCUUUAGGAUAGAGAAGUUGACUAUAGCAUAGUGUUGAAGCUACUGAAUGUUUCCAUUGAUUUCUGACUGAUAAAGAGGAUGUGUUGAUUAGUGAAUGUGAAAGAUCAGUGAGUAUUGCAAUGCUUUGCUGAAGUAAAUAUAUUUUACAUUUGUCAAGGAGGUUGUAGUUAUUGGUCAAUUCAAUUUCUGUAUGAAAUUACAUUUGUGAUUGCAGAUUUAUAAGCUAAAAAAAUAAUGGUAGGCCAACUAAUGUGGAUGGGGGCCCAUUCCUAAGUGGUGCAGUGGUCUAAGGCACUGCAUCUCAGUGCAAGAGGCACCACUACAGUCCCUGGUUUGAAUCCAGGCUGUAUUACAUUUGGCCAUGAUUGGGAGCACAAUUGUCCCAGCGUUGGCUGGGGUAGGCUGUCAUUAUAAGAAUUUGUUCUUAACCGACUUGCCUCGUUAAAUAAAUAAAUCAGUUCAUUGUC